UUUUCAAAUUUAUUUUUUUAGAUUUACUUUUUUAAUUUAAUUGACUGAUAAAGAAAACUUUCCAUUUAGUAAUACAAGUAUUGUUUUAUUCUUGUUUUAUUCUUAUUGCUUAUUGAAUACCAAGAAAGAUAGAACGACAUUUGUGCCGAGUGUGUCGCUUCAAAAGAACAUACUUGAAGUUAGCAGUUUAUUGCCAACUGUAUAGGUGCAGAUAUAGGUUAUGUUCCCCUGUGUUGUAAAAGCGUCUCGUGCGUGAGAAUUAUAUAUGUUUACAAUAUUUACAAAUUAUAUUCCAGGCCGAUAAAAUGGAAAUAGAAUUGAUUGAGUUAAAGGAUAUAAAGGCUGCACCGGAUAUAAUACAUCCUUAUUCGGAACGAGUAAAGUCCGAAUGUACUUCACUGGUUAUUGACAAUGGAUCCUACAAUUGCAGAGUUGGUUGGGCUACCGAAAAGGAACCACAAUUAAUAUUCAAGAAUCUCAUAGCGAAACCACGAAAGGAACGUGGCAAGAAGGAUGGAGAGCCUCAAGUAGGAAAUGAUAUAGCGAACAUCGAAGCUGUUCGAUUCCAAUUGAAGACUCAAUUCGAUCGAAAUGUUGUAACACAUUUUGAGGCUCAAGAACAGAUAUUUGAUUAUACUUUCACACACAUGGGUAUAGAUACAGAGGGUAGUGUAAAUCAUCCGAUUAUACUGACAGAAGCAUUCCUCAAUCCCAAUUAUUCUCGUAACUUAAUGGCAGAAUUAUUAUUUGAAUGUUACAAUGUACCAUCUAUAGCAUAUGGAAUUGAUUGCUUAUUUUCAUACCAGCAUAAUAACUGUCCACCAGAUGGUUUAAUAGUUAGCAUAGGCUACCAUACAACUCAUAUAAUACCAAUAUUGGAUGGAAAAGCGGAUGCCACAAAUGCAAGAAGAAUCAAUAUUGGUGGAUAUCAUAUUACAUCAUAUAUGCAUAAACUCCUUCAAUUAAAAUAUCCAGUACACGUUAAUGCAAUAACGCCUAGUCGGGCAGAGGAGUUGAUACACGAACAUUCGAUGAUAGCUUUAAAUUAUCAGGAAGAAUUAUCUAAAUGGGCAGAUGUAGAUUACUAUGAUACACAUGUUUUGAGAGUUCAAUUACCAUAUGUUGCGCCUGCUACUACUCCUGGCUUAACACUUGAACAACAAAAAGAAAGGAAACGAGAAUUAGCACGGCGAUUGAUGGAAAUUAAUGCAAGAAAGAGAGAGGAAAGGUUAGCAGAAGAUGAGGAGCAACUUAAUCAAUUAUUGGCAGUUCAAGAUCUUUUAGAAGAAGGUGAAAUCGAUGAAUUUGAUCAGGCAUUAAAAUCUUACUCUCUUGCGAAUGAGGCUGAUUUAAUAAAAAUGAUCAACAAUCUACAAGCAAAGGUAGAACGAACCAGACAGAAAAUCGUUGCUGCUAAUUCACAAGAGGAAAAUAUCGUAAUGGAAGAAAAACCUAAGAUUAAAUCAAGCCUUCAACCUAAGGAUCAACAAGAUUUUGAUGAAUGGAUUGCUGGAGUUAGAAAGAAGAGACAAGAAAUAUUAGAUAAACGUAUGGCAAAAAGACAACGAAGACAAGAUAUGGCGAAGCGGAGAACAGCUGCCGCACAGGAGAGGAUGCGUAUAAUUAGUCAGUUAGCGAAGAAAGAAAAGCGCGAUGAUGAUUUUGGUAUGCGGGAUGAAGACUGGGACGUGUAUAAAGUCAUAAAUAGGGAAGGUGGCGAUUCAGAUUCAGAAUUAGAACAAGAGAAGCUGUUAGAACUGGAAGAUGUUUUACGUCAUCAUGAUCCUGAAUUUGAUAGUGCUGGAUCUAGCGUUCCUAUGGUUCCUGGGGAAACUCACCAGCUUCACGUAGGCGUUGAACGAUUGCGAGCACCAGAAUUAUUAUUUCAACCAUCUAUGAUCGGUUCUGUGGAAGCGGGAAUUGCCGAGACAAUCGAAUUUGUUUUAAAACAAUACACUCCUGAAGAACAAACGCGUCUUGUAAGUAAUGUAUUUCUUACUGGUGGAUCGACAGCUUUCCCAGGAUUAUUGGAAAGAUUAAAACGUGAACUACGCGAAAUAAGACCUUUCGGAUCGAACUUUCAAGUGAAUAUUGCGAAAAAUACUAGCUUGGAUGCUUGGUACGGUGCAAGAGAUUUUGGUUUAAAUGGUAAUUUACCUGAAUAUUUAGUCAGUCGCAAAGAAUACGAAGAAAAUGGUGGAGAGUAUUUCAAAGAACAUUCGACAAGUAAUACUUACACUCGAUCACCUGAUCCUUUGCCAAUGAUACAAGUUCCUGUAACUUCUGAGCAAGUGAUCGUAGAAGAUGCUGUAGUUGAUGUGGAAAUUGAAUAAAAAGUAUUUAAUUUAAA
Molecule: messenger RNA, 2350 nt
Organism: Pogonomyrmex barbatus (red harvester ant)
Lineage: Eukaryota; Metazoa; Arthropoda; Insecta; Hymenoptera; Formicidae
Gene: Arp5
Product: Actin-related protein 5
Source: RefSeq, a predicted model, not a curated record